Nymphaea colorata (pocket water lily) is the source of this 1406-nucleotide messenger RNA. RefSeq lists its product as uncharacterized. Lineage: Eukaryota; Viridiplantae; Streptophyta; Magnoliopsida; Nymphaeales; Nymphaeaceae. Bases 398 to 1234 code for a protein of 278 amino acids. Gene Ontology annotation, cellular component: membrane. The record is from RefSeq and is a predicted model, not a curated record. The transcript is spliced from 9 exons.
UUGGUGAGGAAACAUGAAAGAAACAAGAGACAAAAAGAGGAAAAUGGCGGCAAAUGGAGGAGUUCGAAUUCAAUUCAAAUGGUGGAGGGACAGAAAUGAAGGGGCGAGCCAUGGCUUGGCUGCUGCAUGAUUGAUUCGUCCCCCAAUCCUUCAAUCUCCUACUAUUCGUUUUGUGUUCACAGAGAGAGAAAGAGAGAAAGACAGAGGAGAGCGAGAGAAAGAGGGAGACGCCGGUGGGCCUUCUGAGAGAUUGGUUGCGCGUGUCAGGGAGGGCCGUCAGAUCGAGCGGCUAAAUCCGGAAAGUGCAGGUCGAUUGAGGUGGAGGGGAAGUUGUCAACGGGAUAAGGAAACGAGGACUGUCAGGAUCCCUUGACGCAGCAGGCUGAGGGCGUCCGGCAUGGGAGGCCUCCCCAUUUCUUGGUCGUCCGCCCUCCGCCUGCUCCUCGCACUUCUCCUCCCCGCCGCCAUCACCGCCGCAUGCAUCACCCUCUCCACAGAGAAGAUAUUGAAGGAUUUCUUGAUUUGGAUAAAUCAAAACCUUGGUCCUUGGGGUCCGCUUGUUCUGGCCUUUGCAUAUAUACCUCUUACAGUGUUCGCAGUUCCAGCUUCAAUUCUUACUUUGGGAGGUGGAUACCUCUUUGGAUUGCCUAUAGGCUUCGUUGCUGAUUCUGUUGGUGCAACUGUUGGUGCAACUGCAGCAUUCUUACUUGGUAAAACGAUUGGAAGGCGACUGGCCAUAUCAAAGCUGAAAGAUUGUCAGCAAUUUCAGGCUAUAGAUACCGCAAUUCAGAGAUCGGGUUUCAAGAUAGUACUGCUGCUCCGGCUUGCCCCUUUGCUUCCAUUUAACAUGUUGAACUACCUGCUGUCCAUGACUCCUGUUAGCACAGGGGAAUACAUGAUGGCUUCAUGGUUGGGAAUGAUGCCUAUAACUUUGGCAUUGGUAUACGUCGGCACAACUUUGAAGGACCUAUCUGAUACGACACAUAAUUGGAAUCAAAUUUCUACUAUGCGUUGGGUAAUACUUGCAUCUGGGAUCGUGCUUUCUGUUGUUCUGAUGGUGUGCGUUACUAAAGUAGCAAAAUGUAGUUUGGAGAAAGCCUUGAUGGAAAACGAAGUGGGCGUGAAUGACGAUGAGCCGUCAUCUCAGCUGCCAGUUUCCGUUAAUCCCUCCGUGGAUCUCUACCAGCCUCUCAUAAUCAAGAUUGACCCUUCGAUUGAUGGACAUGAAAAUUGACAAACUAUACAUUGAUUGUAUGUUCUCUCUCUGUCUCUCGCUGGGGUUUGAGUAGGGGCAGACUUACUCGUGAUAGGGAAGGAGGUUUGCUGGUGAAAUAGAUCAGAAGUUGGAAGCUGUAUUGUACAGAGUUAAAUUUAUAAAAAUAUAAAGCAGCACAGUCCCUUCUUUU